Molecule: messenger RNA, 1584 nt
Organism: Peronospora belbahrii
Lineage: Eukaryota; Oomycota; Peronosporomycetes; Peronosporales; Peronosporaceae
Source: the annotation of a GenBank genome assembly
AUGACGUUGUUGCGUGAUUUCUUAGCAUUGUGUGUCUUAUUCUGGAUCUCUCUAUCGUUUGAUGUCACUGAAUCUUCUGUCGUUCGCGUGCACAAUCUCCAGCGUCUGCAGGACUUUCGUGGCCAUGAAUACUUUGUACAUUUUGACGUGCAUCAGUCCGAAGAUGAACCAGUGGAGUUCCCAGUUCAAGAAGAUUUCUUCACUAGCGCAAUCUUGGACCACUUUGUCCCCGUGUCCAAGCGCACGAUGUGGAAACAGAGAUACCAGAUAAACGAAGAGUUCUGGGGUGGUCAUGGUUUUCCUGUGUUUCUUUACAUUGGAGGAGAAGGACCUUUAGGUCCCAAGGCACUUACUAAUCGUACCUUCAUUUACUACUUGGCAGAGCAGCACCGAGCGCUGCUUGUUGCAUUGGAGCAUCGAUUCUAUGGCAAGUCGUACCCAACCACUGACAUGAGUUUGCGUAACCUAUUUUAUCUCUCGAGUGAACAGGCAUUAGCCGACUUGGCCCAUUUUCAUUCUUUUGUGACGGAAAAGUAUGGACUCACCGAUGAAAAGUGGGUGGCAUUUGGAGGAAGCUACCCAGGUAAUCUAGCAGCGUGGGUCAAGUUGAAAUACCCGGCGCUCUUUGCAGCAACAGUAGCAAGUUCAGCACCUCUACAUGUCAAAACAAACUUUUACGAGUACAUGGAGGUUGUUGGGGAUGGAUUGAGAUAUUUUGGAGGCGGUGAGUGCUACCACGAAGUGGAACAGGCAAUAGUGCAGCUUGGACAGCUCAUGGAUGGUGGGAAAGAAAGUCGUGAUUACGUGGACGAACUGUUCAAGCCAUGUGAUCCAAUGGCCAACGAGUUUGAUGACUCGGUUUUUGAGGCUUCUAUAAUGGGUGCAUUUCAGGAUAUUGCACAGUACAAUGGCAUUCACGAGGGACUUAUGACUCUGGAGGAAGUCUGCAAGCACUUUGUUGAACCAGGAAAUGCUUUAAAAAAACUGGCUUCGUUCAUAAACAAGACUCGCGUCGGUGAUUGUCUGGACUCGAAAUUUGAAGGUGCAGUAAACGGGACCGUCGAGGUUCUAAGUCGUGACCAAUUUGACGGGAAGAGCAGUGCUCGUCAGUGGGUGUACCAAACAUGCAACGAAUUUGGGUAUUUCCAGACCACGACAAGUGCACGGUCUCCUUUCCACUCACUUCAUGCUGUAACAGAGGCCAAUGUCGGCACGGAAAUAUGCAAGCGUGUGUACAAGAUGAAUGUUUCACCAGAUGUCGCUGGUGCUAACCUUGAUUACGGUUCACUUGGGAUCGAGGUAGAAGGUGUAACAUUUCCAAGUGGAACUAUUGAUCCAUGGCAUGCAUUGGCUGUGGAGAAUGCAACGAAAUUACACUCGCAUUCAUCUCAAGCUGUGUACAUUGAAGGCACUGCGCAUUGCGGUGAUAUGUAUUAUCCAAGUGAAACGGACACAGCACCAUUGCAAUGGGCACAUGCAAAAAUUGCUGCACAAGUCUUCUCGUACGUGCAAGAGGUUGACUAUUCCCACGACAAAACUCAAGUAAUGCCACUGAUUCCUGCAGUAGUAAAGGCCAUCGAGUAA